AUGAAAUUUACAACUAUUUUAUUAAGUUCAUUAUUAACUACAUUCAUUAAUGCUGCUCCUGCUUUGGUUGAAACUGUUAUAAUUACAGCUUACACUACUGUUGUUGUGGAUCAAGAUGGUAUACAUUAUACUCCAACUCAAACUGCUACUUUAUUAGCAGAUGCAAGUCAAACAUAUUCAAUUUUACCAACUUCAGAAGCUAUUUCAUUGGUCACUCCUUCACAGACUGAGAUACAACAAUCACAAACACCAUCUACUUCAUCUUCAAUCCCAUCCUCUUCUUCACAACCAAGUGGUUCUGUAAAAUCUGGUGAAGGUACUUAUUAUGAUGUUUCAGUAGGUGCAACUGCUUGUGGUACUUAUCAUGCUAAUUCAGAAUAUAUAGUUGCUUUAUCGAAAGAUUUAUAUGAUGAAAAUAAUAUAGAUGGAAAUCCAAAUAAUAAUCCAUUAUGUGGUAAAAAAAUUAAAGCUUUUUAUCAAGGUAAAUCAGUUGAAGUAACAGUUGUUGAUAGAUGUGAAGGUUGUGCUUAUAAUGAUUUAGAUUUUUCACCAUCUGCUUUUAGUCAAUUGGCCGAUCAAGGCUUAGGUAGAAUUGAUAUUACAUGGCAAUGGGCUUAA
Molecule: messenger RNA, 618 nt
Organism: Insectozyma verbasci
Lineage: Eukaryota; Fungi; Ascomycota; Pichiomycetes; Serinales; Debaryomycetaceae
Source: the annotation of a GenBank genome assembly